CAGUGGAAUGCGCGCCCCCGCUCUCCCACCCUCCUCCUCUCGUGCUCGUGUGUUUGCGCUAAUUGCGGAGCUCCGCUAUAACAGAAGAUAAAAUGUAGAAACUCAUGAACGUUUCUCUGACAGAUUUCCCACUUGUUUCGUUGCGUUUAAACAGCGCAGGGAGGAUGAGGAGCGUUUACGCGCAGAUUCCGCAUCUUCUUCUCUCUUGUUUCUCCUCAGGAUGAAAACACAACAUCUUUGGACUUGGAGCGAGUUGAUUUUGGAGCUGAUGGAAACACACGAGUCUGUUUCUCUCCAUCUUUUCUGUUUCCAGUGGAUUUAAUCCUGAUGCGACACUUGGCACUUCCGAAGUGAAUUGACGCGUAAACGCCAGGCAGAGCAGAAGAAGACCUGCUCCUCCUGCGCUGCCUUUAUUUUAUUUUAUUUGACUCUACUGAACAAUGUGUUUCCAGCGUUGAUCUGAAGGAUUACAGCUGAUUUUGUACAUGUAGACGAGGCUCAGUGUGUUCGAGGGGAUUCGUCAGAGGCUUAUAUAAGAGCAGCGUCAUGUAUGCAGGACGCAAGAGGAGAAAACCGGUCCAGAGAGCGGUGAAGCAGCCGCCGGCCGAAGGGGCCAAAUCCAACCCAUCCAAACGGCACAGAGACCGGCUGAAUGGCGAGCUGGAGCGGCUGGCCAGCCUGCUGCCUUUCCCUGAAGAGGUCACCGCCAGUCUGGACAAGCUCUCCAUCCUCCGCCUCAGCGUCAGCUACCUUCGCGCCAAGAACUUCUUCACUGUGGCCCUGAACAGUCGGAACGGAGCGACUCCAGCUGGUGUGAAUGAUGACGACAGUAAAACAGCAGCAGUGGUGGAGAAAAAGAUCCCUGAAGGAGAACUGUUGCUGCAGGCUCUCAACGGCUUCGUCCUGGUCAUCACCGCCAGUGGAACCAUCUUCUACUCCUCUCACACCAUCCAGGACUACCUGGGCUUCCACCAGACGGACGUCAUGCACCAGAGUGUUUAUGAACUGGUCCACACAGAGGACCAGCAGGAGCUCAGGAGAAGCCUGCACUGGGCUUUGAAUCCUCCUGCUGCGGCUGCAGUUGCCGUCACCCAGGACUCCCCCCAAGAGACGGAACCUGACAGUGGCACGUCUCUGGUCACCUACAACCCUGAACAGCUUCCCCCAGAAAACUCGUCCUUCCUCGAGAGGAGCUUUGUUUGUCGUUUCCGCUGCCUGCUGGACAACUCCUCCGGCUUUCUGGCGUUGAACAUCCAGGGCCGGCUCAAGUUUCUGCACGGACAGAACCAGCGACAAGAAAACGGAGGGAAGGCCCCGCCGCAGCUCGCCCUCUUCGCCAUCGCCACUCCUCUGCAGCCUCCGUCCAUCCUGGAGAUCAGGACCAAGAACAUGAUCUUCAGAACCAAACACAAGCUGGACUUCACACCUCUGGCCUGUGACGCAAAGGGGAAGAUAGUACUGGGGUACACCGAGGCUGAACUGCGGGUCCGAGGAUCUGGGUAUCAGUUCAUCCACGCAGCAGAUAUGUUGUACUGUGCAGAAAACCACGUCCGAAUGAUGAAGACAGGAGAAAGUGGUCUGACCGUGUUCCGGCUCCUCACCAAGGAGAAUCGCUGGAAAUGGGUCCAGGCUAAUGCCAGACUGGUUUACAAGAACGGCAAACCGGACUACAUCAUCGCCACCCAGAGGCCUCUCUUGGAUGAAGAGGGAGGAGAACACCUGCGUAAGCGCUCCAUGCAUCUGCCCUUCACCUAUGCCACAGGUGAGGCCCUGCUCUACCAGUCCAACCAUCCCAUCGCAGGCUUUGGAGACGUAGGCCACGAGAAAAACGGAAGCAAAUCAAAGAAGAGCCGGACUGACAGGCUGAUGAGGGACGGUCUGGACCCCGGCUCCCUCCUGGGGGCGCUCAUGAGUCAGGAUGAGUCGGUGUACGUUUGUCAGCCUGCCCUGGAGCCCAAGAUGUCGUUCCACAGCACCUUCUUUGGAGAGCAAAUGGGCUUCUCUGACUCCGAAUCCUCCAGCUUGCACCGGAGCUGGGACGAGCCGAGCAACGGCGUGGUGGGUCCAGGCAGCACCGAGCCGAACACGAGCUUCGACCCGCUGCUGGCUACUCUGGACUCGCUCUCCUUGGAAGGCCAGGGGGUGGUGGAUGCAGACGAGGGGGGUUGUUCUAACGGGGAGCUGUUUGGAGCUCUGGAGGGGUUGGGGCUAAGCGCUGAGGACCUGGAGCUGCUGUUGCUUGACGAGCGGAUGAUCAGAAUUGAGAUGGACCCUGAACGGGUGCCCACGCUGGACGACCUGCUGACAAAUGACGAGAUCCUUUCAUAUAUCUACGACACCAUAGAGGGAAAGACUGAUUCCGCAGCGCACGCGGGCCAGGGGCCUCCUAGUAGCGCCUCAGCCACAGUUACAACAUUGUCCCUUCCUGAAAGUAAUCCCACCUCUGACACUAAUGUGCAAAUGCAGUUUCCUCAUCACAAGCCUCCCCUGGUGGGGCAGGCUCCCAUCGUGCAGCUCUCGCAGCAGAUGCAGCAGCACCUCAACAUGCGAACAGGUAAAGUGACGCAUGACUGGGGCCAGCAGAGCGACCAUUUGACGAACACGAUAGUUAAUGGAGAGCUGCCGGGGCAAAAUCAAUCAGUUUCUAAUGGUCAGUGGACGCCGCAAGGCCUUCUCACCAGUGUAGGGAUCCAGCUGGGACACUUGAACACGCAACAGACUGUUUUCAACGGUAAGGCCUCUGCGGUGGAUCAGCAGCAAACACAUCAACACUACCUUCAGCAGCAGCAGCCCAGGAUGCGGAACCAGCUCUCACAGCAGUGCCAUGCCAAACACAAGGCAUCCAACCUCAACGGACUGUGUGGCAUCUCCGGCACAGAGCACGCAGCUGGGAAGUCCCAGUGGCAGGACUACAGAUUCAGCCAGAGUCUGGGCAGCAACGCCUGCCUCGACAACAGCCAAAAACCUCUUACAAGCACCUCACUAGAUUCCUGCAUGGAUUAUAGUAUGGCUGACGUUGAAAACGUAGAUUACACCAUCAGCGGAAGCAGUUUGUUCGGGAGGAGCGGGCAGCAGCAGGGGGCUGAGUCCAUGGUCUCGUCCUUCCAGGGGAUGAACCACAAACAGCAGCAGGAGCAGAUCUCGGUUCCUUUGGCUCAGGUCAUCACCGGCCUGUCGCAGUGCCCUCCCCCCAACGCCUCCCUGGAGCAGAUCCUGGGUGUGGCUAAACCCUGCCGGCAGAUAGACCAUUAUGGCAUGGUGACGUCGGAGAUGCCUCAUGAUCCCAAUCAUAGCAAGAUGGAGAACGGCUGCAUCCUGAACAGCACUUACCCAGGAGGCUGUGCUCUGCCCAACGGAAACGGACCAGCGCCCCCUACUGUCCAGAUGCCCGGCCCUGAGACUCUGUCAAGCCUCCCCGACCCUCCAGCCACCGGCUUCUACCUCUGACCGUCUGACCAGCAACAGUUAACAGACACUGUUACUGGCCAGAGACACACAAUGACUGGAGCAGCCUUAUAGAAACCAUAACAAACAAAGCUGAACAAACGUAGGCCUAUGUGUAUUUCUUUUCUUUUUCUUUUUUAAUUUGGAUUUGAUUUCUUUUGGGGGGGAGGAGGGGAUCAUCGUGUUGUGUUUCAAGACAGAUUAUCAUAUGAGUCCUUUGUUUACAAUAAUGCAGUCAAGAGAGCUGAGUGGAGUUUGUUUUAAUACAGCGACGGAAAUAUGAGUUCCUGUGAAGCUGAGUUUUAUGAGUUCGGAUACAACGCAAAGCACAGUUUAGGUUUUUCGAGGCAGCUAAACAUUAGGAUACUGCUGAGCCUUUUAAAUUCAAUUAUUCUCUAUAUUAAAAAAAACAAUUAAUGCAGGAUUUCUGUUAAAGUUUGAUGAAACAGUCCUCAAACAUCUGGAUUACCUUUGUUUUAUUGGUGGGUCGAUUAUCCUGAAGUUCGCCGCAGAUUAACAACAGGAAAUUUAUAUAUUUAUCAGUUUGGUCAUUUUCUGAGAAAAAUACAAAACAUUUCCUUAUUCCAACCUUUCAAAUGUCAGGAUUUGUUGCUUCUCUUUGUCUUCUGCCUGCUGCUCACCAGUUGAUUUUAUCUGAACUGAUUUUCACGUUAGACCACAGACACCACGACAGGUUUGACUGGUUUUUAAUCUUUUAAUCGUGAGAACCCACAGACUAGACGAUCCAGGCGAGAUGCAGGACCACUCACUCAGCAUUUAAAUCAUUUCCAGAGACUUUGGAUCUCACAGGAACUUCAAAAUAAAAACAAACAUGGAGGUGGUGCCGGCUUCUUCAGCUGGUUGGUGAUCAGCAGGCAUCCUGUGGCAGAACCAUUGAGUUUUGGACUCUUUUGACAAAGAUUAUUCAAAGCUGCAUUUUUAGACAUUUUCUGACAUUCUAUAGACAAACUGAUUUAUCGAUCAGUCAACAAUCAUCAAAUUAAUCGAUGAUAAUAAUGAUUAUAAAAUGUUCCAUAUAUAUAUAUGUAUAUAUAUAUAUCCCAAAUUUUCCCAAAUUUUCCCAAAUUUUCCAGAUUCAAAUCAUAAUCUGGUGUUAGCGUUAGGAAAAAUGUGCUUGUCUUUGUAUCCGAACACCGUACGACACGUCACCUCCGUCAGUGCAGCUCGUACGUGACUCUGGCUCUCUGUCAGUGAAGGUCGACGGGAGACGUCAGCGCCGCUCAUAGUUCUUCGUCACGCAACAAGAAUGUAAUCUUUCCGUGUUCAGUGAUUUCUUUGUUGAACAGUUUUACUCGUCAACAAUGAGAUUAUUUUUCGUAUGUUUGGAGGGAAAAAAAGUCUAGAAUAUGGAAAUUAUGGCUAGAAAUAUCCUGCACUUUAUUUCAAGCACCCACUUAAUGCAGAUCUGUAGUCAGGGACCCUGGUGAACAACAGACCCUGUUUUUAUUUUGUUGUUGUUGUUGUUUAUCUUUGAAGCAAGAUGGACAAGUUUGUAUUUUUUAUUCCUACUUUGAGGUACAUUUCAGGUGACGCGUUAAUGUCCUCACAAGCACAAACACUCUUGUACGAUUUAUUAGUGUCAUCAUUUUCAUCUUUCCCCACUUGAAUUUUUUUUUUUUGGUUGUUGAUAAUGUUUUAAAAAUCUUGGACCUCUUGGAUGAGUUUUAUUUUCUUUUUUAAUUUCUCUCUUAUUUUGUUGAAAGUUUAACGGACUUGAUUAGGAGAUUUCACUUAGUUUUAAUUUACUGUAUUUAUUUAUGUCCUACAGCAAGUAAGCAUUCUGGAUUGUUUUGAAGUUAAUGUGUGAAACAGGUUCUUGAACAAAAGCAGUGAUGUAAAAAAAGAAAUAGAAAAUGUCCUCCUCUGUCGUUGUCCUGCGAAGCAGCUGUUGCUCUUCUGAGGAAACCAGCAAAAUCUUAUUCUUUUUUUUUUUUUACAGUAAAUCCAAACCCACGUCCAUUACAGUACAAACAAACCCGAGGUUUUAAAGAAAAAGUCUGAUGUGUUAGGAAAAUAAAUCUUUUUUGCUUUGUCGCUCAGAGGGAGAGAAGACCAGAGAUAUUAAAUAAAGACGGACAACUUCUCCACUUCCUCCCACUAUCAAGAAAUUAAGCCACAGUAUCCCAUACACAUGCCACCAUCUUGUGCCUAAUUACAUCAUGCUGAGUCAGUUUGCGCACAACCAAUCAUGAGUCAGUUUGUUAGGUCGGUGGCAGGGUCUGUCGUCAGCAAGUGUCGUCCUUAACGCUCAUUGGCUUUUGCGUCAUUGUGUCCCAAUUAUUUUUGCAUUGACUUUGUAUUUGAUCUCAUUGAGUCAAAAAUUUGCUACAUUGGACCUUGCAACCGCUGCUCCUUCUCUUGAUUCCAACUGAACAGACUCUGACUCCAAAUGUACAAGAUGGCAGCGUUGGUAUUUUGGCUUAAUUUCUGGAUAGUGGGAGGAAGUGGGGGCAUCGUUCAAUUUUAUUUACAAUCUAUUACUCAAACAAACAAAAUUAUAUUCAUCUCCUCGCCUGAUUUAUCGUCUGAGUUACAAACAAACCAUUUCUCCUCCAAGAUGUCAGACUUUUCCUCUGAAGAGGCAGUAAAACUUUGUGAUGUUUACAUCAUCAGGUCGCUAACCUCAGGGUCUUCACAGGAUCUUGGGGCAGGUACAGAAUAGUAAACACUGAAAAAAACCAAAUGUGAGUAUUAAAAAGAGAUCUCAUUUCUACUGGAAGGAUUUAGUUCUGAAUGUUUCUUGUACAUAGUGAAAUUACUGGAAAAUGAUGCAGAGUCAAGUUAUUUCAUCAAGAAAAGAUGCUGAAAAGAGAUUUCCAUUUAAUUGUUCAAAUAAUGUCAUACUGUCGGUAUUAAUAUUAUUGCUGUAUGUUUUAUGUUGAAAUGUGAUACACACGUCGUUCGAAAUGUUUUUCUUUCCCUUUCUUUUUAUUUUCUACAGCAGAAAUGUUUGCUAUAUUUAAUAUGAUUGAUGUGACUUAUUAACAGUGUGAAAAAAAAGAUGUGUAUAUAAAGCAAACCAGCUUUGACAAAUACAGGUAUGUACAUAGUUUUACGUCGAGUCACUCGUUUCAAGCACUAUUUUUAAAACACAUGCUUAUCAAACUCCUUUUGUUGAUUCUUUUUUCUUUUUUCUUUUUUAAAAAGUUGUAAAUAGUUUCCUCAUCACAGAACACUGGACUCUAUGACAGCCUGAAAAUGGUGCCAUACUACUGAGACUUGUUGAAUAGGCUAUAAUGUUGGAGAGUUUAAUUUUGUCUUUCUGGGUAGCCACAGUAAAUUUAACAUGCUAACAGGACAAGGUGUAGAUGUUGUAGAUUUGACCCGUGUCCUUUGACUGCUUGUUUCAAAUGUAUAAUUUUCUUCCUUUUAAAUAAAGGAUUUCUUCAAUCACAGUGAAAAAACACAAA
Messenger RNA from Hippoglossus stenolepis (Pacific halibut), 6875 nucleotides. RefSeq names its product aryl hydrocarbon receptor. NCBI's taxonomy places the organism in Eukaryota, Metazoa, Chordata, Actinopteri, Pleuronectiformes, Pleuronectidae. Bases 547 to 3447 code for a protein of 966 amino acids. Gene Ontology annotation, biological process: regulation of transcription by RNA polymerase II. The record is from RefSeq and is a predicted model, not a curated record. The transcript has 11 exons. Gene Ontology annotation, molecular function: nuclear receptor activity; protein dimerization activity; transcription cis-regulatory region binding. Gene Ontology annotation, cellular component: nucleus; aryl hydrocarbon receptor complex.